AUGCACCGCUUAGUAUUGGUCGACGAGGAGGGCAAGGCCCAGCAAUCUGCCGGUCUUAACGAACUCGAAAAUCAUAAGAGGACGCACACUGGCAUUGUUUGUCUGCUCACGCCCGCCAACAGCACGAAAACAAAAGGACUGGAUUGCUUCCCGGCCCAUUACCUCCUGCCACAACCAUACUGGAAAGGCCACGAAGCUGCCGAGUCUGAGGUCUAG
Glarea lozoyensis ATCC 20868 is the source of this 216-nucleotide messenger RNA. RefSeq lists its product as uncharacterized. The transcript has a single exon. NCBI's taxonomy places the organism in Eukaryota, Fungi, Ascomycota, Leotiomycetes, Helotiales, Helotiaceae. The coding region runs from base 1 to 216 and encodes 71 amino acids. The record is from RefSeq and is a predicted model, not a curated record.